Messenger RNA from Rhodofomes roseus, 1638 nucleotides. RefSeq lists its product as uncharacterized. Bases 218 to 1558 code for a protein of 446 amino acids. The record is from RefSeq and is a predicted model, not a curated record. The transcript is spliced from 3 exons. Lineage: Eukaryota; Fungi; Basidiomycota; Agaricomycetes; Polyporales; Fomitopsidaceae.
ACUAGAUCCGCCCAUUCCCUUCUAUCCCCCGACUGCUGCCGCUUUCUGGCGCAAGUGACCGGCAACGAAGACCUCUGGUCUCACUGGAUCAGCCGUCGGUAGGGCUCCUCCACGUCCGUGGGCUCCUCCUUACGCGGCGAACUGAGGCUCGUUGUGCUUGCCACGUCUUCGGACGAAGUCGCACUGACGGAUCGAGUGUAUCAUCAACUGUACCGAAAUGAAAGAAGAUGCCCUGACUGGGAUGACUGCUGCCGGAGGAUCACCUCAGGAUGCUCCAGCUCCGCGGUUGCCCACCGAGAUCUGCGGACGCAUCAUCGACCAUGUAGCUGCGGGCCUGGAUAUCGCCUAUCUACUGGAUGGGAAUCCACACCUAUUAGCUCUUCGAUCGUGCGCACUGGUAUGCAGGGACUGGUACUAUCACACGUGGUACCAUCUCCGUCAGCGCGUUCACCUCCGUGACCGGGACAACGUCCGUUCACUUUCCAGGACGCUCCGCGACAGACCACGCCUCCGCGAUGUCGUCCAACAGGUCAUUAUCUCGGGUCGUGCAUCUAGGCAGCAAUCAAUGGUUCAGCACCUCGGAUUGUUUACCGCUAUGCUUGCCGGGAAGCUCCUGGCGUUGCAAACAAUCACCAUCAAAGAUGCAGAAUGGACCGUUGGCUCGAUGAGGAUGGAAGGCUUUGGAUAUCUCGCCACAUUCAACCUCGUCCGCCACUUAGAGAUCAUCAACGUCACUGUGCCGAGCAUCGCCCACCUGGCCCACCUCAUCUCAGCACUCCCUGGACUGAGCUUUCUACGGCUCCUUGUUGUUAACUGCUCACUGCAGAAACACCCAGCCUCUCUUGUUUCUCUCCCGCUGAACUCUGCAAAUUUGGACAGUAUUGACGUGCGAUGGGUUGCACCCGCGAUUGAGGAGUUCCUCGUACGAAUCAUCCAGGAGGCCUCCCGAGUGCGCUGUCUCGAAUUCGGGGUGGCCAGCGAGGUGAACAUAGUCUCGAUGGGCAGCAGAAGCCAGACUUUGCUGGAUGCAGGUGCCGCUUCGGUAGAAGACCUCCAACUCUGGAUCAGUCCUAACCUUUCCGCGAGUGGCAGUACUGUUGACGCCGCUGUAGAACGACACUAUAACCUGUCGCGCCAUGAAAGCCUGUGGCGAUUGGAAAUCAACCUGUAUCACCCCUUCGGCUUGUCCUGGAUUUCUCAUAUCAUCUCUCGGAUCACUUCGAAGCAUCUCAUGGCCAUGUCUGUCAUGUUUUGCAUUCGUGCAGAUCACGCAGCUGACGACGUGGAUCGGGUACUGACAAUGAUGGAGGAAGACAAUAUCUUGGUGCAAUUGGACGACACGCUGCAGACAGAGUGCUUUGCCAACAUCGCACCGGGUGGCGUAUGCCUAGGCUUUGAUCACGAUGGCUGGCUCUCGUAUCAGAAGCUGUUUGGUGAAGGAACAUCAUUCCGGGAGCGGUGUAAUCAGUGGGACGAGCUCAUGAUACGGAAGCUGGUGGGGUGCAAUGGACGGGGAAUAUUGACGUACGUAGUACAAGGUUUGUACGAAAGCAGAUAAGCUGAGUCCCCCCUUAGCACUGCACAUGGUGCAGAAGAGCGCUCCGACUGGCAGCGUGCCAUGCACAGAAUUCAGACAAA